AGGUGGGGUCUCUCCGGGGUGUACGUGCAGACCGUGCAAACUGCCAACGACGUGAAUGUCAGGAAAACCUCCAUCUCCUGAACAGAGCCGCGCACUGACCGAGGAUUAUCUACCAUCUCUGUGGAUCAGGGUGAUCAGAACCUCCAGCCCGGUCCGUGAACAGGGUCGGAACCGAGCCGAGCGGAGGGAGGUCGCCCCCUGAAUGGCUUUGCGUAACGUUGAGAUAAGAGGAGGUGUAUUUGUGAAUCGACUGGACUGCUUUCAGGGCUCUUGGGUCUACUUCAAUCCUCGAAAGCAUCCCGUUUUUUAGAGGAUAAAUCAGGAAAGUCCCGGAGGAGCUGAGGGGGUCUGUGAUUAUCCAUGAGCUCCGAUUUCCCACACUACAGUUUCAGGAUGCCAAAUAUAGGGUUCCAGAACCUUCCUCUUAAUAUCUACAUCGUGGUGUUUGGGACGGCCAUCUUUGUCUUCAUCCUCAGCCUCCUCUUCUGCUGUUACCUGAUAAGGUUACGACACCAGGCGCACAAAGAGCUGUAUGCAUACAAACAAGUCAUUCAGAAGGAAAAAGUCAAAGAGUUAAACUUGCAUGAGAUCUGUGCCGUGUGCCUGGAGGAGUUCAAACAGAAAGACGAGCUGGGGAUCUGCCCCUGCAAACAUGCCUUCCAUCGGAAGUGUCUCAUCAAGUGGCUGGAGGUGAGGAAAGUGUGCCCGCUGUGCAACAUGCCCGUCCUGCAGCUCGCCCAGCAGGCGGGGGGCUCCGACCCCCCUCAGCCCGUUCAGCAGCCCUUGCCUGGCAUCGAGAACCUGGUGUAGCUUCA
Molecule: messenger RNA, 815 nt
Organism: Nematolebias whitei (Rio pearlfish)
Lineage: Eukaryota; Metazoa; Chordata; Actinopteri; Cyprinodontiformes; Rivulidae
Gene: rnf24
Product: ring finger protein 24
Exons: 6
Coding region: 361-810 (149 amino acids)
Cellular component (GO): endomembrane system
Molecular function (GO): zinc ion binding; ubiquitin protein ligase activity
Source: RefSeq, a predicted model, not a curated record